This is a messenger RNA of Gracilinanus agilis (Agile Gracile Mouse Opossum), 3876 nucleotides long. RefSeq names its product protein tyrosine phosphatase receptor type C (gene PTPRC). The record is from RefSeq and is a predicted model, not a curated record. Gene Ontology annotation, biological process: positive regulation of peptidyl-tyrosine phosphorylation; protein dephosphorylation; negative regulation of protein kinase activity. The coding region runs from base 1 to 3876 and encodes 1291 amino acids. Gene Ontology annotation, molecular function: protein tyrosine phosphatase activity; protein binding. NCBI's taxonomy places the organism in Eukaryota, Metazoa, Chordata, Mammalia, Didelphimorphia, Didelphidae. The transcript is spliced from 32 exons.
AUGUUUUUGUGGUUUAAACUCUUGACAUUUGGCUUUGCGUUUCUGGACACUGAUAUCUUUGUCACAGGACAAACGAAACCUGAUGGCUCGGCAGGACCAAAUGAAAGUGAAAAGCCCUAUACUCCAUUUCCAACUGGCCCACCACCUACUCACUCCACUGCAUCCUUACCCGCAAGCAUCUCUGAAAGAGAAACUGGUGCCACAGUGACCAUUCCUCCACUUAACCCACAUAUAACUCCAGGUGCAUCACCAACCAAGAGCACUCACCUUACCAUGCACGCAGUCUCUCAAGCUCCCUCUGAUGGAUCUGUCAAUCAAACACUCAGCAGCAGUCCUGCUGUCCUUACCACACUCAUCGCUGAUAGAGCGAAUAAAUCAACAGAUCAUAUACCAGAAAUACUUACAACCACCUCCUUACCUGCAGACUCAAGCUCUGCAUCAGUAACAGUUCUCAGUCCAGCACGCAACAGCUCUGCUGUCCUUCCUACACUCACUACUGCCAUCACCAUCCCUGAUAAUACUUCAGAUAUUUCUGAUUCUACAGUUGCUCCAACAGCCAUAGCCACAGCAAGCAAAUCCUCAAGCACUAUCCCUGUCACGGGUACUCCAACAAUAGCACCUACUUCAAGACGUGCUCAAUGUGAUGCAUUCAAAAGCAUUUCUGUGGAUUAUAAAUACAAAUCAGGAAAAUUUACUGCAAAUGUGAAUAUUCUUAAAAAUGAGACCAAAUGUUCAUUGGCAGCUUCUAAUGAUUGCUAUGAAAACCUAAAUGAAUGCUCUUCAGUUGUUAUACAUGUAAUACCAUGCCCAACUGCAAACUUCACAUUAAAUGUGCCACCAGCUGAAGAACGAUUCAAAUUAGAAGACACAACAAAAGUUGAAGAAGCAAAUACUUCUAUUAGUUUAAGGUGGAAUUAUGAUAAAAAUUCCAAUUGCGCAAAGAGUUUAACCUACUGUUUUGAAUGUGAAAAACCAAAUAGCAAACCAUACUGUUAUCAUUCAGAACAGACCAUGUUUACAAUCGGUGGCUUGACCCCUGAGAAGGAUUAUUUUUGCAAUGCUUCUGUUUCUUAUGACAACCAUCUUGUUCGACAAAGCCAAAUCAACAUUACAACAGACUUUGGAACUCCUGUGGCACCUAGUAAUUUGAAAUGUAUAUCAACGAAAGAAACGGAAAUUGAAAUUUCUUGGAAGGCUCCCUCUGGCACUUUUCAUGGUUUUUACAUCUGGAGAAACAAUUUUUCUGAAGAUGAUGAACCUAAACGUCUAACAAAUUCUUCAACCAACUAUACUCUACAACACUUACAACCUUAUAAAGAGUAUGACAUAUCAGUAAAUGCCUUCACUUCAGGAAAAAUACAACGGAAUGGAAGUUUAGUGACUACUUCUUGUUGGACAGCUAUAGGAAAACCAGACCAGGUUAAAGGCAUGAAUGUAAUCUUAGAAGGUGAUAAUCUUAUAAAAGUUGAAUGCAAUGAGCCAGAUGAAAUACAUGGCCCCAGUCUGACCUACUAUUUGAAUAUGACAUCUUUGUAUGUGUCUGAAUUAAAACACAAUAAAACUUGCAAAUUUAUAUUCGACAAUCUUCAUUUUAUGACCAAUUAUACAUUUAAGCUCUACGUUUUCAAUGGGAAGAACUAUGGAGAUGCAGUUAUUCAAAGUAAAGUAACAAAAUAUAAUUCCCAUGCAUUGAUCAUGUUUCUGAUAUUUUUGAUUAUUGUGACAUCACUAGCCUUAUUAAUUGUUCUUUAUAAAAUCUAUGAUCUGCAUAAAAAAAGAUCAAGCAAUACAGAUGAACAGAUAGGACUUGUUGACAAAGAUGAUGAAAAACAGAUAAUGAAUGUGGAGCCAAUCCCUGCAGAGAUGUUACUGGAAACAUAUAAGAGGAAGGUUGCUGAUGAGGGAAGACUUUUUCUGGCUGAAUUUCAGAGCAUUCCAAGGGUAUUCAGCAAAUUUUCAAGCAAAGAUGCACGCAAACCCUUUAACCAGAACAAAAACCGUUACGUUGACAUCCUUCCCUAUGAUCAUAAUCGUGUUGAACUCACUGAAAUAAAUGGAGAUGCAGGAUCAGACUAUAUAAAUGCAAGUUAUGUGGAUGGUUUCAAAGAGCCAAGGAAAUAUAUUGCUGCACAAGGUCCUAGAGAAGAAACUGUUGAUGAUUUCUGGAGAAUGAUCUGGGAACAGAAAGUAACUGUUAUUGUCAUGGUGACUCGCUGUGAAGAAGGAAACCGGAACAAGUGUGCAGAAUAUUGGCCAACAGUAGAAGCGGGCUCUCAAACGUAUGGAGAUGUUAUUGUAAAAAUAAAUGAGUACAAACGGUGUCCAGAUUACAUUGUUCAAAAACUGAAUAUUACAAAUAAAAGGGAGAGAACAAAUGGGAGAGAUGUGACACAUAUUCAGUUCACCAGCUGGCCUGACCAUGGGGUCCCAGAUGAUCCUCACCUGCUCCUCAAGUUGCGUAGAAGAGUUAAUGCCUUCAGUAACUUUUUCAGUGGUCCUAUUGUUGUCCAUUGCAGUGCUGGUGUUGGCCGUACAGGUACCUAUAUUGGAAUUGAUGCUAUGCUUGAGGGACUAGAAGCUGAAAACCGAGUGGAUGUUUAUGGCUAUGUAGUCAAGCUUCGGCGACAGAGAUGCCUGAUGGUUCAAGUAGAGGCUCAGUAUAUCCUCAUCCAUCAGGCUUUAGUAGAGUACAAUCAGUUUGGGGAAACUGAAGUGGGAAUGACGGAGCUACAUUCCUAUUUAAACAACAUGAAAAAGAGGGAUCCACCCAGUGAGCCUUCCCCACUGGAGGCAGAAUUCCAGAGACUUCCUUCAUAUAGGAACUGGAGGUCCCAACACACUGGAAAUCAAGAAGAAAAUAAAAGCAAAAAUAGGAAUUCCAAAAUUAUUCCAUAUGACUUUAACAGAGUGCUAUUGAAACAUGAAUUGGAGACCAGCAAAGAGAGUGAGCAUGAUUCAGAAGAGUCAUCUGAUGAUGACAGUGACACUGAUGAGCCGAGCAAAUACAUCAAUGCUUCUUUCAUAACUACCUAUUGGAAACCUGAAGUGAUGAUUGCCACCCAAGGGCCAUUAAAGGAGACAAUUUCUGACUUCUGGCAAAUGGUCUUUCAAAGAAAAGUCAAAGUUAUUGUAAUGUUGACAGAUCUGAAAGAUGGGGAUCAGGAUGUUUGCGCCCAGUACUGGGGAGAAGGAAAGCAGAAAUAUGAAGAUGUGGAAGUAGAAAUAAAAGACAUGAACAAAUCUUCAGCGUACACCAUCCGUGUAUUUGAACUGAGACAUGCAAAGAGGAAAGAUGCCCGAACAGUCUAUCAGUAUCAAUAUAACAACUGGAAAGGGGAAGACCUUCCUGCCUAUCCCAGAGAAUUAAUCUCUAUGAUUAGAAAUUUCAAAGAGAAACUUCCAAAGAAACAUAGCACUGAAAUGCAAAAACAUCACAAGACUGCAUCUCUUCUUGUUCACUGCAGGGAUGGGUCACAACAAACAGGAAUGUUUUGCGCUCUGUUAAAUCUUUUGGAUUGUGCAGACACAGAAGAUGUAAUAGAUGUUUUUCAAGUUGUGAAAUCUCUGCGCAGAGCCAGGCCAGAAAUGGUUUCAUCCUUUGAACAAUACCAAUUCCUGUAUGAUGUCAUUGCCAACACCUACCCUGCCCAGAAUGGAGAAGUAAAGAAAAGUAGUCGCCAAGAAGAUAAAAUCGAAUUUGACAAUGAAGUGGACAUACCAAAUCAGGUUGCUAACUGUGUUAGUUCAUCUGUCGAUCUGGAUAAGCCCCAAGACAAAAGCAGAAAGGCUGAAGAGCCCAAGAACACAGAUGGUACUAAAGAGACAGAAAGCUCUUCAAAUGGUCCCACAAGUACAACCUUAACAGAAAGUACUUAA